UUUUAAUUGGUAAUGAUUUCGAAUAACCAUCCUUUACGAAUGUAAUAGAUUUUAUUAAAAUGUUGUUACGACGAUCUUCGUAUUACAUCGAAUAGAAUACUUUCAAUAAUUAUCCUUGAGUUUUUCUAAGUAACCAUUUUUUAUGAUUGAAUGUUCAUCAAUAUGGAUUAAUUUUUAUUCUACGGUAUUCCAGUUGUAAGCUUUUAUAAUACUAUAAUCGUAUUCUAAGAGUCAACUAACAGUCAGCUAUCAAGAAAUUUAUAAAAAUGACUCAUCCAAUUGUUUAUUUAACGAGAAAGGAAUCAAUAUCUAGCUGUCAUAGAUUGCACAGUUAUAAUCUGAGCGAUGAAGAAAAUAAAAUGAUAUAUGGAAAAUGUAACAAUUUUUGGGGACAUGGACAUAAUUAUAUUGUUGAAGUUACAGUCCGUGGACCAUUAGAUCCUAUAACUGGUAUGGUUAUGAAUAUAUCUGAUUUAAAAAGGUACAUGAAAAAUGUAUUAAUGGAUAGACUGGAUCACAAAAAUUUAGACAAAGAUGUAUAUUAUUUUAAAAAUGUUGUAUCGACCACUGAAAAUUUAGCUAUAUAUAUUUAUAAUGAAUUGAAAAAGGAAUUGCCUAAUCCAGAUUUAUUAUAUGAGGUAAAAAUUCAUGAGACCGAUAAUAAUAUUGUAUAUUAUAGAGGAGAGUAAAUAAUAUUUUUUUAUGAUAAUACAAGGGACAAAUAAUAUAACA
This is a messenger RNA of Vespa mandarinia (Asian giant hornet), 732 nucleotides long. It is a transcript of the gene purple, whose product is annotated as 6-pyruvoyl tetrahydrobiopterin synthase purple. The record is from RefSeq and is a predicted model, not a curated record. Gene Ontology annotation, cellular component: mitochondrion. Gene Ontology annotation, molecular function: 6-pyruvoyltetrahydropterin synthase activity. Gene Ontology annotation, biological process: tetrahydrobiopterin biosynthetic process. NCBI's taxonomy places the organism in Eukaryota, Metazoa, Arthropoda, Insecta, Hymenoptera, Vespidae.